Messenger RNA from Dermacentor andersoni, 2229 nucleotides. RefSeq lists its product as uncharacterized. Gene Ontology annotation, molecular function: DNA-binding transcription factor activity, RNA polymerase II-specific; RNA polymerase II cis-regulatory region sequence-specific DNA binding. The record is from RefSeq and is a predicted model, not a curated record. Lineage: Eukaryota; Metazoa; Arthropoda; Arachnida; Ixodida; Ixodidae. Gene Ontology annotation, biological process: regulation of transcription by RNA polymerase II. Gene Ontology annotation, cellular component: nucleus.
AUGACUGUUUUGCAUGCACGUGCUUUUUGGCGCCCGAUUUGUGGCGGCGCGCUUUUUAUGCUGUCUCCAACACCAAUGCACCCUACCGCCUGCUGCAAAUGACAAGCGUUAUCACAGAGAGCUUGGGUGACUGAAGUCGAAAGAAGCUACCCUGGACUCGGUGAAGAAAAGGACAAAUUCCCAGAGAAAGGGAGGCGCUUCCGACAGAUGGCGACUCCGUAACUCCACGCUGCCAAUACUAAAAGAAUGCAUCCUUGGUUGGCUGGAUAUCGGACUUUCUUUCCCAGCGCACACACAUUGGGGCAUUCCAGCUGUGAAGCAACUGCAGAUGGUGAAUUCACAUCAAGGACGCGACCACAGCUUUAACUCCUGUGCGUACGAGACAGAUUAACAUGGUCUGAAGCACCCACCAUAAUGAGUGCAGCCUAGCAUCCGAUUGAAUGCCAUUUAUGCCUCUGGAGCUUCUCGCCAAUAUUGAACCUAACGCAACACCUGCCACCCACAAAGGCAAGAGCCCAUUUCAGUGCCCUUUGUGCCCUCAAAGCUUCUCACAAAAAGUUCAUCUGAAGCAACACCUGUGCUUUUACACAAGUGAAAUGGCAUUUCAGUGCCAUUUAUGCCCGCAGAGCUGCUCACAAAAGAGUCACCUUAACGAACACCUGCGCACCCACACAGGCGAGAGGCCAUUUCAGUGCCCUGCAUGCCCGUACAACUGCUCACGAAAGAGUUACCUUAACACCCACCUGCGCGCCCACACAGGUGAGAGGCCAUUUCAGUGCCCUUCAUGCCCUCGAAGCUUCUCACAGAAGAGUGAUCUGAACCGACACCUGCGCGCUCACGCAGGCAAGAGGCCAUUUCAAUGCCCUGCAUGCCCUCUGAGCUUCUCACAGAAGUCUUUACUGAAGACUCAUAAGUGCACCCACACAGGCGAGAGGCCAUUUCAAUGCCUCUCAUGCUCACAGAGCUUCUCACGCAAGACCACACUGAAGGAUCAUGAGCGCACUCACACAGGCGAGAAGCCAUUCCAAUGCCCUGCAUGCCCGUACAGCUGCUCACAAAAGCGUCACCUGAACGACCACCUGCUCACCCACACAGGUGAGAUGCCAUUUCAGUGCUCUUUAUGCCCGUACAGCUGCUCACGAAGGAGUCUUCUGAACCAACACCUGCGCACCCACACAGGCGAGAGGCCAUUUCAGUGCCCUUCAUGCCCUUGGAGCUUCUCACACAAGUCUACACUGAAGAAUCAUGAGCGCACCCACACAGGCGAGAGGCCAUUUCAGUGCCCCUCAUGCUCGCAGAGUUUCUCACACAAGACUACACUGAAGGAUCAUGAGCGCACUCACACAGGCGAGAGGCCAUUUCACUGCCCUGCAUGCCCAUACAGCUGCGCACGAAAGAGUCACCUUAACAACCACCUGCGCACCCACACAGGUGAGAGGCCAUUUCAGUGCCCAUCAUGCCCUCGAAGCUUCUCGCAGAAGAGUCAUCUGAAUCAACAUCUGUGUACCCACACAGGUGAAAGGCCAUUUUAGCGCUCUUCAUGCCAUCAGAGCUCACUAAACAGUAGUCUGAACCAACACCUGUGCACCCACACAGGUGAUAUGCCACUUCAGUGGCCUUGAUGCCCGCAAAGUUUCUAGCAAAAGUCUGCACUAAAGGUUCACCUUCGCAUCCACCAAUGUGUGAGGCUGUUUUAGUGCCCUUCGUGUCAGAGUGCUUUGGACAAGUUUGAAGACUCACGUGUGCAUCCGCACAGACAAGAUGCCAUUUCAGUGCUUUUUGCGUCCUUCAACCUUUCCAGGAAAGAGUACUCUGAACCAACACCUACACGUCCACGUAGGUGAGAUGUCAUUUCAGUGCCUUUCGUGUCUUCAAACCUUCUCGCGAAAGUCCACACUGAAAGUUUACUUGCACAUACAGUAAAGUAAGAGGCUCUUUGAGUGGUUUUCAUACUUUCCAAAAGCUCAGGAAUGUAUUGGUCCCCAAGCCAGUGCAUACAGGAGAUCGUUGAAGCAGAAAAAAUUCAAUGUUCUCUUGGUUCAUGUGUAAAGGUCACAUCAGUACAUCUUUUGCCAAAAGACUUGACUUUUCCAAGCACACUUGCUGCACAGUAGUGCUGAGUUGUGAAACUUGUCAUUAUUUCUUGGUUCUCAUGUUCUUACUUUUUUCAUGGAUCUCUAAUGCAUAUAUGUGUGUUAUUUGUCUUAAUAAAGUGCUUCGAAGUUAGCA